Messenger RNA from Scatophagus argus, 2401 nucleotides. RefSeq names its product sodium- and chloride-dependent GABA transporter 2-like. The transcript is spliced from 16 exons. Gene Ontology annotation, biological process: sodium ion transmembrane transport. Lineage: Eukaryota; Metazoa; Chordata; Actinopteri; Scatophagidae. Gene Ontology annotation, cellular component: membrane. The coding region runs from base 193 to 1971 and encodes 592 amino acids. The record is from RefSeq and is a predicted model, not a curated record.
CUCUUUCUCUCUCCCUCAUUGUCACUCAAACACAGCUCUCACAAACUUCCCCUCAUGGCCUCAUGGUCAGAGCUAAGAAGAACACUUGUCCUGGGCAGACUGGGGGAUCUGGACUUUUAUUUUCCCCAAAAGGCACCCUAUAUGGAAACCAGAACCACAGAUUACUGAAGUGACGUGAUCUUUGUCAGUGCAAUGGAUGUGCCUUUUGGUCCAGAGGGCAAGUUCAGGCUGGACACUGGCACAGCCCAUCUUGUACCCAGCACCUUGACCAGGGGACAGUGGUCCAGCAAAAUUGAGUUCCUGUUGGCGGUUGCAGGGCAAAUCAUAGGUCUAGGAAAUGUGUGGAGAUUCCCUUACCUGUGUUACAAAAAUGGAGGAGGGGUGUUCUUUAUCCCUUAUGUGCUCUUCCUCUUUACCUGCGGCAUUCCCCUCUUUCUCCUGGAGACAGCUCUUGGCCAGUACACCAAACAGGGAAGUAUAACCUGCUGGAGGAAAAUUUGUCCCCUUUUUGAAGGGUUGGGCUAUGGCAGUCAGGUGGUUGUUUUAUACUCCAGUAUUUAUUACAUCAUCAUACUGGCCUGGGCUUUCCUGUAUCUCUUCUUCUCUUUCAACGCUGAACUUCCCUGGGCGAGUUGCAGAAACAGCUGGAACAUGGAGACCUGUGUGGAGUUUGAUGGAAGGGGUAAUUAUUUGAACUGGACUGAAAAUGCAACAUCACCAGUGAGAGAGUUUUGGGAGAGAAGAAUUUUAAAUAUCACAGGAAGUGUCCAUGAGUUAGGCAGCAUACGAUGGGAGUUGGCUCUGUGUCUUCUGUUGUCCUGGAUCAUCUGCUACUUCUGUGUCUGGAAAGGAGUGAAGUCCACCGGGAAGGUUGUUUAUUUCACAGCUACAUUUCCAUAUCUGAUGCUGUUGGUGUUACUUGUUCGUGGACUCACAUUGCCCGGAGCCUUAGAUGGGAUCAAGUUCUACCUCUACCCAGAUCCAUCCCGCCUGAUUGACCCACAGGUAUGGAUGGAUGCUGGCACACAAAUAUUUUAUUCCUAUGCUAUUUGCAUUGGUUGUCUAACUGCACUUGGCAGUUAUAAUAAGUACGACAAUAACUGUUACAAGGACUGUAUGUACUUGUGCCUUCUGAACAGCGGGACCAGUUUUGUCGCUGGCUUUGCCAUCUUCUCUGCUCUUGGAUUCAUGGCUUAUGAGCAGAACACAGACAUAUCAAAAGUGGCAGAGUCAGGUCCUGGCUUGGCGUUCAUUGCCUACCCUCGAGCAGUUGCCAUGAUGCCUUUUCCUCAGCUCUGGGCGAUAUUCUUUUUCGUUAUGAUCAUCCUCCUGGGACUGGACAGUGAGUUUGUAGGUCUGGAAGCUCUCACAACAGCAAUAUCUGACAUGAAUCCUUCCUUCUUCCACGUUGGCCAUCGACGUAAACUACUUCUGCUUGCCAUCAGUGUUGGUAGUUUCUUUAUAGGCCUUGUGAUGGUUACAGAAGGUGGGCUGUACAUCUUCCAGGUGUUUGACUACUAUGCCUGCAGUGGGAUGACUCUUCUUCUCUUUGCCAUACUGCAGUCUGUGUGUAUUGGAUGGGUUUAUGGUGCAGACCUUUUUUAUGAAAAUCUCGAGGACAUGAUUGGAUACAAGCCUUUUCCCCUGAUUAAGUAUUGUUUGAAAUAUGUCACUCCAGUAAUAUGUAUGGCAACAUUUGUUUUCUCCUUGGUCAAAUACACUCCUCUAAAGUUCAACAACACAAUUGAGUAUCCCUGGUGGGGUUAUGCUCUUGGGUGGUGGUUCACUCUCUCCUCCACACUUAUGGUUCCUCUCUGGAUGGUGUACAAAGUGAGCACCACUCCUGGUACACUGCGACAGAGGAUCUCUACCUUAUGUACUCCAGCUGAAGAUCUGUGUUUGAACAAAUCAGAGAAGCAAACUCUUGAACUGUUUGACUUGACCUCAUCUCCUGACAGUGUGGUGUCCUAGUGACCCCAGACAGAAAGGACCACCUUCAGAUUUACCUUUCAACUCCUUGUGGGUGUCCUGGUUGUAAUCACUGCACUGAAGAAUCUCUUCGAUUUUAUUAUGAUUUCACCUUAAAAAGUACUGUGAAGUUUCAUUGCUGUCUCAGCAGAAAUGCAUCUGCUUACUGUACAGGGAAUAUUUUUCUCUGCGGUUUCUGAGUUUACAGCUACAUUUCAUGGUCAUGUGUUACCACCUCAUAGCACUGUCGGCUAGGAGGUAGGGCUGCAACUUUUCAUUAUCAACUUCUUUCUUUCUUCUUUUUUCUUUUUUUAUGAAUUAAGUUUCUAAAUCAGAAAAUAGCAACAAAUGCGCAUCACAGUUUCCAAGAGCCCACUGUGAUGCGUUACAUUUACAGCAAUAUUAAAACAAAUCUGGCAAAUCCUCACCUUUG